Linum tenue is the source of this 306-nucleotide messenger RNA. NCBI's taxonomy places the organism in Eukaryota, Viridiplantae, Streptophyta, Magnoliopsida, Malpighiales, Linaceae. The record is from the annotation of a GenBank genome assembly.
AUGAGCUCCGAUUCAGGCGAAGCUGCAGAAUCAACGACUGGUGCAGCAGCCAAAUGCUCCAUCGAUCUUGUAAACCUGGCAGUAUGUGCGCCUUUGCUGAACGUCAAAGUUGGCGAUCCCACAGGCGCAGCGAGUAAGCCUUGUUGUGCAGCGCUGCUGGGCCUGACGGACCUGGAAGCUGCGGUUUGCCUCUGUACGGCCCUCAAAGCGGAUCUGCUGGGACUCAACGUCGAUGCUCCGUUGGCUCUCAACCUCCUGCUCUCUACUUGUCAUAAGAAUGCACCACCUGCCUUCCAAUGCAAGUAA